Messenger RNA from Striga asiatica, 2049 nucleotides. The record is from the annotation of a GenBank genome assembly. NCBI's taxonomy places the organism in Eukaryota, Viridiplantae, Streptophyta, Magnoliopsida, Lamiales, Orobanchaceae.
UUUUGUUUUUUGUUUUUUUUUUCUUUUAAGCUUUGUUUUUCCUGAAGAGUUUAUGGUUUUCUUUGCAUUCUAACUGUGUUGAGCAGUUAAGGGUUUUAAGAAAAUUUGUUUUUGGAAAUGGCGUGAAAUGAAAACGAAUUGUUUUUAAGGGUAUUGAGGAAAGUGUGAGAAAAAAUGGCAGGAUGGUUGAGCAGGGAUACUGCGUCUAGCGUAGACGAAAGCCAACUAGAGGGUUAUUCUGAUAUCGUGAGCGUAAAAAAUGGGAACAAAAAGGAAGUCGAUUUGUUUGAGCUUCACGUUGUUGUGAAAAAACGAGUUGUGGGUUCGAGUCGAGCUUUGGGUCUGGAUAAAGUAGUGGAAGAUAUUGGGAUGGAAGAGGAAAAUUACAGUUCCAGUGGGCCUUUUAUGGAGUUGCAGUCAGAUUUGAAGGCAUUUCUGUCGGAUAAAGUUGUAAAAAAAGAUUUUGUGGGGUUUACGAAUGGUGCAUUUGGAAGUGGUGAUGGGGAUUUGGGUUUUGUGGAUAUAAAACUCGAUUGGAAUGUGAAAUAUGAUGGAAACCAGUUUACUGAUACGGUUGGUAAUGGGAAUGAACAGAAACUGGGUUUGGACUUUGUUAGCAGGAAAAGAAAGCGCGGAUGCUAUUUGAGCAUGAUAAGUUGGAUCCGUGAAGUCGCGAAAGAUCCCUGUGAUUUUGGUAUUGAGCCGAUGCCCGAAAGGCACAAGUGGAAGUGUUAUGGAGCAGAGAUGCCGUGGAAAAAGAUUCUACAGGCACGUGAAGCUAUGUUUUUGAAAAAGAAUGUUGAUGCAAGCUCUCAACAAUCAAUUUGGCAGAGAAAACAAAAGAUGCAUCCAAGCAUGUAUGAAGAUGACCAAUGUAGCUCCGAACGGCAAAGAUGCAGUCAGAGGCUCCUGUUUGCAAAAGAUCCGUCUCAAAAGCCGCGCGAACGCCUUUUUCAAGAAUCGAGUUCCUCUGAUUUUCAAAGUGACGAGGAUAAAGCCGAUAAGCUUUUCGAUUCAACAGCUGAGUCAGCUAAUUUUUGCGGAAAUCAACGUCGACAGAAAAGAAUUCCCAUUGGUCCAAAUUCUCAAGCUGAUAUACCCGAUUUUGUUGGUGAGAGUUAUUACAGAAGUGAUUCCCAAUGGUUAGGCUCUAGAAUUUGGCCAAUUGUAAAAGGGGAAGAACAAAGGAGCAUCCUAAUCGAAAGGGAUCCUAUUGGCAAAGGAAGACAAGAAACUUGCGGCUGUCAAUAUCCGGGCUCAUUUGAAUGUGUAAAAUUUCACGUCAGGGAGAAAAGAGUGAAACUAAAGCUCGAAUUAGGCUCUGCUUAUUCUAAAUGGAAAUUCGAUAACAUGGGUGAACUUGUUGCACUUUCUUGGACGAAUGAGGACGAGAGCACAUUUCAAAGAAUCGUGGACUCUAAUCGGUUAUCUUCUGAGAAAUAUUUUUGGGACGAGCUUUUCAAGUGUUUUCCUAAAAAGGGUCGUGAGGCUUUGGUGAGUUAUUACUUCAAUGUUUUUCUUCUGAGGCGUCGAGGUUGUCAGAACCGAUGUGGGACGAGCGAGAUUGAUAGUGAUGACGAGGACUCUGAGUUCGGGCCUAUUGGUAAUAGGUUUGGACAAAUUGCUGCUAACUCUCAAAGUUCGAUCUUUUGUUCUCCUAAGAAACCUCACUUGAAUGUCGGUCAUAGAGGGAGCUAGACGGGGUUCGAAAGGAAUCCCCUUCCAAGAAAAUACUUCUGUGAUGAAGGUUAGAGGGUGGUUGGACGUGUAAAUUGAAGCGGUUUUUUUUGGGUUGGAAAAAAAUGAGUUUUUUGUCAUUUUUGGUUUUGGUUCGUCGAACAGUUGAAUUCUGAAGCUUUAGGGGACAUACAUUUUUCAGAAGGUCUGUUAAAAACUUUUCCAGGUGAUCAGCAGUUAUGGGUUUUCUUUGUUUUAUUUUUCCUUUUUCUCCUCCUUUUGUUAAGCCAGCAUUAUUUUUCAGUUUUAAUUCAUUUGUGAAUACUGGGAAUUCAUUUUGGGAAUCAUCGGAGUUGCUUGUUUCUGUUUCUG